AUGGUUUUCCGCAGGCGUUGGCAAAUGAAUUUGCAAUGGAAUAAGUUUACUGGCUGUUUCGAUUUCAUUUCGCAUUCGAGAUUCAUUCCACGUUUAAGAGUACUGCCUGAAGAACUACAAGAAGAUGGGAGCAAUAUUCAAUCAGAUGAGUCGUUAUCUGUAGAGUCCCAUGUUAUUCAUGAGAAUAAAAAGGAUAGCGAAAAUGAAGCCGAGGAGGAACAUGAGGUGUCAGAAAACGAAGAGAUUGACGGACUUAGAACUAAUAUGCCUUAUGAAUUGAGAAAUGAGGCUGGCAGGAGAUGGUAUAAAUAUUUUGAUGAAUACGAAUACAGAAUGAAUGAAGAAUACAAAAAGUCUCGGAAAUGGUACGAAUUUUUGUAUCCUAAUCAUGCUACACAGACAAAGGCUGAAAGAAAACUGCUCUACAAGUUAGAUCUCGUUCUUGCACUAUAUUUGUUGGUCCUUUGUUGGUCGAAAUCAGUUGACACCAACAAUUACACAAGUGCAUACAUCUCUCAUAUGAGAGAAGAUUUGAACAUGAAAGGUAACGAUUAUAUUUAUACUUCCACUAUAUCAAACAUUGGUGCGAUUGUAUUCCAACUGCCAUUCAUGUAUUUGUUACCAAGAUAUCCGGCUCAUAUUAUGCUCCCUGCAAUGGACAUGGGUUGGACUUGGUUUACAUUCGCCUGCUAUAGGGCGAAAACAUUGGCAGAAUUGAGGGCUUAUAGAUUCAUUCUGAAUGCAUUUGGUGCUGCUUACUAUCCAGUAUCACAAUACCUUCUUGGCUGCUGGUAUGCUCCUGAUGAGAUCAGUUCAAGAGUUUGUUUGUUUUUCUGCGGUCAAUUAUUAGGCGGUGUCACCUCAGGUCUGCUGCAGGCUCGGAUCUUCCGGAGUUUAGAUGGUGUCCAUGGUUUAGCAGGGUGGAGAUGGAUGUUCCUGAUAGACGCGGUUGCAAUCUCUUUACCAACAGCUAUCAUGGGAUUUUUCAUUUUGCCAGGUAUUCCGUCAAAGUGCUACUCUCUUUUCUUUACAGAUGAAGAGAUCAGAAUUGCUCGUGCUAGAAAUAAAAGAAAUCACAUUAAAGAUUCCGUGAAGGAAUCAGAGUUAAAGCCAUUGUGGAGUAAAGAUAUUUGGAAAAAAGUCUUUUGUACUCCAGCAUUUUGGGUGCUCGUUGUUUUUGACACCUGUUCUUGGAAUAACAUGACAGCCUUUAGCGGUUCAUAUUCGUUAUGGCUAAGAUCCAACCCUAACUAUUCAAUCGAACAUGCCAAUAACUUAAGUGUCUUGCCAGCAUGUUUAGGUUUCGUCUACGUUUUUAUUUGUGCUUUCGGCGCAGAUCUUUUCCGCUGCAAAUGGAUCUUUAUGGUAUUUGCUGCUAUUAUGAAUACCGUUUCAUGCGCUAUCUUAAUCAAGUGGGAUGUCUCAAGUUCUGCCAAAUGGUUUGCUUUUUUGACAACAUACUUUAGUGUUAGUGCAUCGCCUUGUCUGUGGUCUUUUAUCAACGAUUUUUUAAGAUUGGACCCGCAAGUAAAGGCUGUUACAUGGAUUGCUAUCUAUUCAAUUUCGCAAUCCACAUAUGCAUGGAUCCCAUCACUUGCUUGGCAAACCAUCGAAUCGCCAAGAUUUAAGACUGGUUACACUGUCAGUUUGAUAUUUGGUGCUAUAUAUGGUCUAUGGACUUUUGUGGUGCUGUAUUUCUACAAAAGAAACGAAAAGAAGCACGCUUUGGGCAAUGGUAUCAUCUUGUAUGAUACUGAUAAAGACAUCGAAAUUCCACAAUUUGUUCAUAGGGAUAUGGAAGAGAAAAAUGGUUAUUACUACUUGAAAGAGUAG
Zygotorulaspora mrakii is the source of this 1833-nucleotide messenger RNA. It is a transcript of the gene VHT1, whose product is annotated as Vht1p. Gene Ontology annotation, biological process: transmembrane transport. Gene Ontology annotation, molecular function: transmembrane transporter activity. The record is from RefSeq and is a predicted model, not a curated record. The transcript has a single exon. Gene Ontology annotation, cellular component: membrane. Bases 1 to 1833 code for a protein of 610 amino acids. Lineage: Eukaryota; Fungi; Ascomycota; Saccharomycetes; Saccharomycetales; Saccharomycetaceae.